Messenger RNA from Mycena indigotica, 501 nucleotides. RefSeq lists its product as uncharacterized. Gene Ontology annotation, molecular function: ATP-dependent polydeoxyribonucleotide 5'-hydroxyl-kinase activity; polynucleotide 3'-phosphatase activity; double-stranded DNA binding. The record is from RefSeq and is a predicted model, not a curated record. Gene Ontology annotation, biological process: DNA repair. The transcript is spliced from 5 exons. The coding region runs from base 25 to 501 and encodes 158 amino acids. Lineage: Eukaryota; Fungi; Basidiomycota; Agaricomycetes; Agaricales; Mycenaceae.
ACACCGAACCCGAACUGUUGUGAAAUGGCAUCUACAUCGGUCCCGCGUAAACGCACCAUCGAAUCUAGUAUUGAAGCCCCUCCCGCAAAAGUUGCUAAAAUGCAUCCAUUUUUCUCCAAGACCUCUGCGACGAGCACUCUUCGGUGGUUGAAGCCACUGGGCUCUUCGAAUACCUGCCUUCACGGCGUUAACAUGGAACCUUUGAGUGUAGCCAAGGUAGCAGCCCUCGACCUCGAUGGCACUCUCAUCGCCGGCCCAAACAACCGCUGGCGCUGGUGGAACAAAUCUGUCCCCACUAAGCUUUCGGAAAUUGUCAAGGACGGGUAUGCACUGGUCAUCAUCACCAACCAGGCUGGGCUUAAGAAGCCUGAACAAGUGGCCGGAUGGAAACGAAAACUUGCUUCAAUAGCUGCCGCUCUUCCUGAAGUUCCCUUUCGAGUGUUUGCUGCUGUUGCUAAAGAUGAGUAUCGGAAGCCUAUGAAGGCAUUUAUCGCUGUUUAA